This is a messenger RNA of Mugil cephalus (flathead mullet), 6414 nucleotides long. RefSeq names its product katanin-interacting protein. The record is from RefSeq and is a predicted model, not a curated record. The transcript is spliced from 29 exons. The coding region runs from base 224 to 5080 and encodes 1618 amino acids. Lineage: Eukaryota; Metazoa; Chordata; Actinopteri; Mugiliformes; Mugilidae.
CAGCUAUCCUGGUUACCAACCAACACAACCCACUGGGCACAUGAGAAAACACACAAAAACUCGUUAAUGACAAAGCUAAUGGCUAACAAAGUACUCUUUUACGCAGCACGAUCAACGAGCACACAGCGGCACAGAUUUCAAAGAUGUGUAUGAGGAGCGAUCGGCCCCUCUUCGAAAUAUGGGAUAGGGCCAUGUGAACAGCAGCAUCAUCCGCAGCCACACAAUGGACAACGAGGAGAGUAAGACGUGCCAAGGAGAGAAGCUUCCCCCUGCUGUAGAUGACACUCUGGAUGAAUAUUUAAUCACCCUCCAGCACAAAAACAGGAUCUUAAAGCGCCUUAAAGUCAAAGACCCUCGGGAGAUUGAGUUGGAAAGACUUGAGCAAGGUUUUUCAAUUUAUCUUAACGGAGCCAAUGCCGAAGCCGGUAAGAAGCAGCCCAAGGGCUCCAACCACAAGUCUGUCACCUCCCCAGCCCCUUGGAGACCCGCACGUACAGCAGAUGUCUGUAGAAGCGCCCACCAGCUAACUGAAGAUAGUCGUAAUCUGGAGCAGACUCACAAGGAGAGGAGCCAAACUGCCCCUGAAAAGGUCCAGAGGAAAGAAUGGGUGCAGACUUCUGUUAAAAUUCGAACAGAGGAUGGACCAAGUUUGCGAAUAUCCCCAGAGAAGCGCUACUCCGAGGAUUUUGAGCCCUACGAGAGCGUAGAUAUGGAGAGCCCACGGUCACCUCGCUCCUUCAGUUCCAGACCCGAGGGCCAGGGAGGCCAAGCGAACAAGGACCACAGUGAGAAGGUGCUUCUCAACCUUGAGGAAGUAAAGGUUUUGCGUCGGAGCCUGGAGGUUAGCAUGCGACGGAGCAGCCGAGGCUCAGCGGGGGAGGAGUCAGACGAGGAGUGGGUAGAGGAGCAGAUUGAGAGGGAGGAGAGCACUGAGAGUCUGGAUGAACUGGGGCUACCUCUCACCUCAUCCAAGUCCACCUCGUCCAGCUCUCGGCCCAGCGGCUCCCACAGCACUUUUGACUCAACAAAUCUCAUCGUCCUGGACUUUGGACCGUCACCUAAAGGUCGUAAGAUUGAACGUUCUCUGUCUGCAAAAAGAAGAGAAAGCGUUGACACCUUCAUACCCACCAAGCCUAUGUUGGUGAAGAGCAAAACAUUGGAUAGGCCACCUUCAAAAGAGAGUCGGGAUGGUCAGAGGCCGAGGAGUCGGGUGGAGAGGCCGCUAUCAGCAGCUAGAAAGGCUUCUGUUGAGGAUCGAGACUCCGAGGACGUUGCGUGCAGGGUGCGCCAGGCCAUGCAGAGAGAAAAUGACCCUCUUCCGUGUGCCGAGCUCUUCAGUCGCAACACGGCCAGGGGAAAACCGAUGAUGAAUGGCUUAGUGCACCACAGCAGCCACGACAAGGACGACAACAAUGUCACUCUGGCUAUGCAGAGGAUCACGCUCAUGGGCCCCAGGCAACAACAGAAACUGCUGAAAGCCUUGGAGAAGCUUGAAGUCGGACCCAGUUACAGCAUUCCUCAGAGUGUCAAAACAGACUUCAUCAAGCAGCCGAGAAGGCAGUCCUCAACGGAAAUCACCCCUGCGCUCUACGUCACGAUGGAGAUCCUGUCAAACUGGGGGAACGCGCUGCAGGUCGGGCUGACCGAGCUGCAGUUUUUCUGCCUCCGAAAGAAGAAGCUGUACGUGUCGCCGCACGACCUGGACAUCAGGAAUGCCGACUGUCCCGGGAAUCUAGGGGCGCUUGUCAACGGAAAGGUGAAGACCACCAAAGAGCGUCACAUGUGGACGUGUCUCUUUCACCCUCCCAUCCAGCUCUACUUCAUCAUCAGGAACACGGAGCACUCCCCAGACUUUGGGAUAUCUUAUAUCAAAAUCUGGAACUUCAACAGAAGCCUCAGCGAGCUUGACAUAGGCGCACGGCAUAUAAAGCUGUACCUCAACAGCACGUUGGUGUUUGAAGGCGAGCUGGAGAAGGGCUGCGGCAACCAAGUCUUCGACUACAGCACCACAAUUGAUCUCCAGGAUUUCCAGGCCUCAGACUCCUUGUUCUCAAGUCCCGUGUCUUCGGCACACGAUCUGCGAGGUGUCAGCCCCCAUCGCAAUGAGGACAAGAAGGGUGGAGAGGGCAGCAGCACGCAGCGAUACCAGAGCUCGAGUGCACUCUCAGACCCAAUAGGACAGGCAAUGGUAGACAUGCAGGAGAAAUCGCAUAUACCGCUACCACCCAUCGCUGCUUCAGUGGGCGUUUCACCCUCUGCUCAUCGCUCCUCCACACAAAGAAACUCUUUUGACCUCUUUGCCUCGGAAGAGCUCCAUUCUCUCAGGCAGCAGGCGGAGCAGCCAGCACCCAUGGAGCAGACGGUCACCACCCAGCCGUCCUCCUCGCGGGUCGCCCCCCAGUGGUUGCAGCCCCUGAACAGAGGCGCUCCAGAGGGCUGUGAGACCAGCAGGGAGAGACCCCGGUGGCUGGUACCUCAGCACUCUGCAGAGCCCAAACCCCCGUCAGCCUCAGCUUCAGCCUCUUCCAUGCUCCCAGAGCUGCCCUGCAAUCCAAGCCGGGUGUGCAGAGGGGUGGAGAGGGCGACAAACGGAGUUCAGCGGAAGGCCGACUCUUUAGACCUGAGCUGUGACCUGCUGGAGGAGCUCGGGGAGCCAAACCCAGACAGGCCCGUCAGUGGACGCAGGAGCUCGUUCAGAAACUCCUCAGUCACUUCCAGGCAGAUGGAGGACCACCACCACGGAGCUACAGCACUGAAAAACACUGAGGAGCCGAUGUCUUUGGUGAACACCAGCAGGAGGCAGAGCAGCUCUCGGGCCCAGCUGCACAGCCAGCAGGAUGACACCCUCAUGGAGUCCUGGGACUCCCUCACUAAGUUCAACCAGUGUCAGCGCGGACGCAUUUCCAACAUGGGAUUCGAGGGCGACAUCUUCGACGAGUUCCUUCAGCGCCAGAGCCGAAAUCCGCCCGCGGCCCCAGUCAACCCCUCGUCCUCACCCAGGAGCCCACUGUCCUCCUUGACGCCUCAGGGGUCACUGUGUGAAGGCCCCGAUGACGAUCCGCUGAUGGAGCGGGAGGAUGAGUUCGAGAUCCCGGUGUUGCCGCAAGGCCAGAGACUGGUCAUCAACAUCCUGUCCACCUGGGGGGAUCGCCACUAUGUGGGUCUCAACGGCCUGGAGGUCUUCAGCUCCAGCGGAGAGCCCCUUCGACCUGCCCACAUCCGUGCCGACCCUCCGGACAUUAACAUACUCCCAGCGUACGGCAAGGACCCACGCGUGGUCACCAACUUGAUUGACGGCGUCAAUCGCACUCAGGAUGACAUGCAUCUUUGGCUCGCGCCGUUCACCCCUGGUCGUAGCCACACCGUAUUCCUGGACUUUGGAGCUCCUUACCAGGUGGCCAUGAUCCGCGUGUGGAACUACAACAAGUCACGCAUCCACUCAUUCCGAGGCGUGAAAGAGGUGGAAAUGCUGCUGGAUGGAAGGUGCAUCUUCAGGGGAGAAAUUGCCAAGGCUUCUGGGACUCUGUCUGGAGAGCUGGACCAGUUCGGGGACACUAUCCUGUUCACUACUGAUGAUGAGAUCCUGGAGGCCAUGUCGCGUUACGAUGAAACCUUCCACAGUGAAGACGAAGGUCCUGAAAACUUGGUGUAUGAGGAGGAGCUGCAGAGACCACGGACCGCUGAUGGAGAGGGAGAGGAGAGGCCUUUCACGCAGGCUGGUUUCAGAGAGGAAGACCUCGCUCUGAAACUUCAACUCAACUCUACUUUGAGCCAAUCUGAGGAGUUGGAACAUAUUCCUGGGAUGUACACUGGAAAGUGCCUUAGACUGGAGCUGGUGUUGACUUGGGGUGAUUCCCAUUACAUGGGCCUGACAGGACUGGAGGUGGUGGGGAAGGACGGAGAGAGCUUGCCUUUAACCCUCAGCAUGUUGGCUGCCUCGCCCAGGGACCUCAACGACCUACCUGAGUACGGCCAUGACCUGCGUACACUUGAUAAGCUUAUCGACGGCCACAACAUUACCACUGAUGACCAGCACAUGUGGCUGAUCCCUUUCUCCUAUGGAGAUCCCCACAUCUUGAACAUCACCUUCACCAAGCCCCAGACUGUCGCCGGUCUCCGUGUCUGGAACUACAACAAGUCUCCUGAGGACUCUUACAGAGGAGUGAAGGUGAUCCAUUUGUUCAUGGAUGAUGUUGCCAUCUCACCGACGGAGGGAUUCCUGGUCAGGAAAGGACCGGGCAACUGUCACUUCGACUUUGCCCAGGAGAUUCUCUUUGUUGACUUCCUCCAGAAGCCCGCUGAUAGCAAGCGUAAUGAUGACUACCACAGGGGAAGCUCUAAGAAAGAAGAACAAGCCAGCAUGGACUACGAAGCACCCAUCAUGCCUUGUGGAUUCAUCUUUCAGCUACAGCUGUUGACAACCUGGGGAGACCCGUAUUACAUCGGCCUGAACGGCCUCGAGAUUUACAACCAGCAACACGAGAAGAUCACUCUCAGUGACAACAACAUCGCUGCUUUCCCAGACAGCGUGAAUGUGCUGGACAAUGUGAGUGGUGAUGUGAGGACGCCAGAUAAACUGAUAGACGGAGUCAGCGACACCCAUGAUGGGAGACACAUGUGGUUAGCCCCCGUGCUACCUGGACUGGUGAACCGCGUGUACGUCAUCUUUGACCAGCCAGUGACGGUGUCCAUGAUUAAGCUGUGGAACUACUCAAAGACUCCUCAGAGAGGAGUGAAAGAGUUUGGGCUGCUGGUGGACGACCUUCUGGUAUAUAACGGCAUCUUGGACAGCGUGAGCCACGUGGCGCGAGGCAUCCUGCCCACCUGCGAGCCAGUGGUGCCGUACCACACCAUCCUGUUCACAGACAAUGUCUACAUCGCUCACCGUGAGAGGAACACUGUCAUCAGCCCUCAUGGUAGCAAGCACCACAAACAUAAUUACGUGGAGGAUCAGGAUGUGAAGAUGACCAACGAAAAUCAGAUAGUUCAUCACAAUAAGAAGAAGCCGACAGCAGAUCCAGCUCUACGGCCUAAAACCUGCAUGACGGACGGCGGGAAACACGGAAAGAGGAGGUACUGACUGAUGGACCGGCUGAUCUGGAUUCAAUGUUUAGACAAAGAGAGCAGGCCAGAACGGAUGACUUUUUUUUUUUUUUUUUUUUUUUUAAUCACAUGGUUCACACUGAAGAGGACUGAGCUUGGACACUGGGUUUACACACACACACACACACACACACACACACACACUGGAUUCCACUUUGUGGUUGGAUCACUCCCCCCUCCAGAUACAUGUCAUCCUGAGCGCGUAGUUGUCGCCGCCCCUCCCACGGUGCCAGGAGAAACCGGCGAGGCUGCACAUCAGCCCUGUUAUCGUGCCUAGUACUCAACACUAUAUCUGUGGCUGCUACUUGUGAUGUUCGCGCUGCAUAUUCCGAAUGCUGCUUGUGGCAUGUAAAUACUCCGAAAAGAAAGCUUCGAGGCCACGCGACUACACUCCCGCAUCAGGACGCUGCUUACGAAUGAACUUGAUUCACCGUUGAGCCUACAUGAUCAGCUCUUGGCCUAAAAACCGACUCCCGCCAGUUCACUAACGGUCGUAACGCUAUGCAGCCGCCAAUUUAUAUCUCAAUCAUUUAUAUCUGCCGGCUAAUAUAUUUCAGAGCCUGAUGCUUUUACUUGGAAGUGUCUCCGGAGAGGUUUUCACAACGGGAGGGUUUAUAUCAGCGGUUAAUGCGACACUUGGAGGAGAUUUUAUAGGAGGCUUCGCGGUGCAUCUGCUACGCUUCACAGAGUUAGGUCAGUGUAUUUCUUCUGCUUAGCAUCAGGUAGAAAACGUUUGCAAUCCAAGUGACCUUUAUGGAAGUUGUUAUAUGCACAGAGUAGACAUCUGGAGGCAAACACUUCUUAAGCAGGCAAAGCAGUUUUAGUAAUUUGACUGAAAACGUAGAUUUUGAAUAGAAAACAGGCAACUUCUAAUAUGCAAGUACUAUUACCUUACCUCAAAUUGAAAAGAAUUCUAUUUAAAAGGGACAAACAUGGCUCUACCUUCACUAUACUACGCGGUAGUCUCUUUUCUUUCAUUCGAUAUUUACUGUAGUAACUUGUUGCAUGAGAACGUCUCCUCAGCGUUUACUUGGAGGAGUUUUUACUGCUUCAUUGAGCCCCAGUAUAUCAGCUGUUUCUCACUACUCCACCUGGGAGUAAUUGUAUAUGAAAUGCAGUUUUAUGUAUUUAAUUUAUGUCCGACAACAACAGUCACUACUCCCUUUCAGUUGUGCCCUGAGGAGCAGUGGCCGUUGCUGUACGUGCGACAUUUAGUGUUUUGAAAUAUUUAAUUAUUUUUCUAAUCUUGAUUAAAUAUGUAUAUUUGACGUAGGUUUAUUUGACUGAAUAAUAAAUUUAUCUUCAACCAGC